CAUGGCCACAGAUGACACAGAUAUGCUUAUCGCCCUCGUAUACAGCUUACUGCAAUCAAACUCCAGCCAACCUGCUUCACAUUCUGACGAGGCGGUCUUGGAUGCUUUAGUGCAACACAACGGCAAUGUAGAGGCUGCUGUUCAACAUCUGAACAAUCGAGGGAAAAAGAGAAAAAGGACGAACGACUUGACAUCAUGGCUUGGAAACAAGCCCAAUAAAUCUAAACCAGCAGUGGAUCUUAUGACGGUCCUCCGACAAGCUCCCCCUUCGCCAUCCAAGAAGAAGCCUGUAUCUCCGCCACCUCUCUUACUGUCAAAUCCGACUAUGGUAGCGCAGCAUACCCCUUGUACCAUGCACCUAUCGGUUCUACCACCAGAUUUAGCAUGUCAGCUCUUUUACACCAUGGUUGACGCUUCACGGGGAUGGAAGCGUAAUAAAUGGUGGCUUUUUGACAGAGUCGUAGAGAGUCCACAUCGGACAUCUUUUUUUGCAAGAGAGAACGGUGCAGAAGGGAGUGGUGACGCCUGGCAGGAGGCUGCGCGAUUCUGGUAUAAUGGUCGAAUGACGGACCCUCCACUUGAGUUUCCUGCCCCUAUGGAAGAGGCAUGUGUCAUUGUUGAACGACUCGUCAAUGAGGAACUAAGGAAGCGACAACGCUUUCCCCUUGAGUGGGCUGGCCAGCCUGGGUCAGAAUAUGCCUGGCACGCAAACGUCGCUGCGUCUAACUGUUACGAAGGUGCAAAGGAGAGUGUUGGACCUCAUUCGGACCAGAUGACUUAUUUGGGGCCGUAUUGCACAAUAGGCGGGUCGAACUACUCCCUCCAUUAUUCAGGUGCACGGAGAAUUUUCAGCCUGCGAGAAGUUAUUCCCAGCCAAGAAAGAGAGACACGAAGCGCUCAGACCUUCAACAUACCUCUUCCACACAAUUCUCUCACAAUCAUGCAUGCGUCGUGCCAAGAACGCUUCAAACACUCUAUCCCUCCACAAUCUUCCAUGGACCUCUACCGACCCUCUCACCCUCGCGUACCAAAUGACACCUCCAAUUGCCGGAUUAACAUAACCUUCAGGUUCUACCGCCCGGACUUUCACCCAUCCAGCAUCCCUCGGUGUAAAUGUGGUAUACCGACGAUUCUGCGACCGGAUAUGAAGAAUAGGACGGAUGGGAAAACGGAUAAGUAUUGGUGGACAUGCUACGCCGGAGCACAGAAUGAUGGCAAAGGAUGUGAUUUUUGGAAGGUGAUGGAUAUGGAGAAAGAAGGGAGAGGACCUGUAGUGGGCGAACGAGUCACCCAGCCUGUUUACUGUCUCCCAACUGUAUAGCAGUGGAGACAUAUAGUGCUCAUAUAUAUUUCUAACCACUACGUUGAUUUGACCAGCUUUUCGGUAUUGCACUCCAAAUCGUUAGAGCGAAGAAAUUGUGG
Desarmillaria tabescens is the source of this 1422-nucleotide messenger RNA. RefSeq lists its product as uncharacterized. The record is from RefSeq and is a predicted model, not a curated record. Gene Ontology annotation, biological process: DNA repair; DNA alkylation repair. Gene Ontology annotation, cellular component: nucleus. Gene Ontology annotation, molecular function: dioxygenase activity. The annotation marks the transcript as partial. The transcript has 5 exons. NCBI's taxonomy places the organism in Eukaryota, Fungi, Basidiomycota, Agaricomycetes, Agaricales, Physalacriaceae.